AUGCUUCCACAUACUGCUCUUCAACCUAUCCUAGGUGCUAUUUACAAAUCUUUCAAUGUCAGAUAUGUCUUCUUGAUAUCGAUUACUAUCUUUGAGGUUGGGUCUUGUCUGUGUGCUGCUGCACCUACUUCUGCAGCUUUUACCAUCAGUAGGAUUAUAGCUGGAUGUGGUGCUGCUGGAUUGCUUCAGGGAACACUAGCAAUAGUUGGACUAUCUGUUCCUAAGAGAAAGAUCCCUCUAUAUUAUGGUACGUCCUUAGCGUACAAGGAGCGGUGUUGCAUUGGCAAUGGUGAUGCUAUUCGUGAAACCAAGAUUGCCAAAACAAUCCAACGACAUCAGAUCCUCUCCUUCAAAAAUUACAGCGCAUGGACUGGGCCGGAACCAUCAUUUUUCUGUGCCUUUGGCGGACAAACGAAGCCAUGGCGCUCAUCAGAAGUCAUCAGUCUCUUCAUCGGCUUUGGUCUUUUACUGGGUCUUUUUGCAUAUACUCAAAGUUCACGGGCGAAAAUUCCCUCAUUCCUCGAAGAAUCUUGA
Molecule: messenger RNA, 534 nt
Organism: Botrytis deweyae
Lineage: Eukaryota; Fungi; Ascomycota; Leotiomycetes; Helotiales; Sclerotiniaceae
Exons: 3
Coding region: 1-534 (177 amino acids)
Biological process (GO): transmembrane transport
Molecular function (GO): transmembrane transporter activity
Source: RefSeq, a predicted model, not a curated record